Messenger RNA from Gastrolobium bilobum, 798 nucleotides. Its product is annotated as protein RKD1-like. The record is from RefSeq and is a predicted model, not a curated record. Bases 1 to 798 code for a protein of 265 amino acids. NCBI's taxonomy places the organism in Eukaryota, Viridiplantae, Streptophyta, Magnoliopsida, Fabales, Fabaceae. Gene Ontology annotation, molecular function: DNA-binding transcription factor activity. The transcript has 4 exons.
AUGGAGAGUCAGCAAUUCACGGGUUUGAGGUCUAACUAUGAAAUGGAUGAAAAUUCAUUUGCACCUUUGUGCCAAUUUUCUUCAUAUGAUCGUAUCAGGGAUAAUUCUAAUGAUGAAUAUCUUGCAUUGGGUUGGCCAUAUGGAUUUUCAAUGCAAAAUAGCAAUCCUGAUACUAUCACUUUUAUGGAUUGUUAUUAUCCUGACAUUUUAUAUGAAACUCUUCCCACUGAACCAAUACCAAUAAGUGUACAACAAGACUAUGAUUUUGGUGAUGUUAAAGAAAUACUUUCUGUGUGGAAUGAAGUGGAUGCUGGAUUUGGUUCAGAUAAACCUGUGCAUUCAUUAUGUAACAAUGGAGAAAGCGUUAAGGAAAUGAAGGAAGAUUUAAAGGGUAAGCGAUGCAGAGAAGAGAAAAGUAGCAGUGCCAGAAUGUUAUCAAGAAAGACUCUUUCUCAGUAUUUCUACAUGCCAAUAUCACAAGCAGCCAGAGAGCUCAAUGUUGGUUUGACACAUUUGAAGAAAAUGUGCAGGGAGUUAGGAAUUCAGAGGUGGCCCCAUAGGAAGCUAAUGAGCCUUCAAACACUAAUAAAGAAUGUACAAGAACAAGGAGAUCAAGAGGGAAAUGGAAGUGAUGAAAAAAUAAGGAAUGCCAUUGAGAUAUUGGAGAAUGAAAAGAAGAUGGUGGAGGAAAUGCCAGAUUUGCAACUUGAUGAUAAUACGAAAAGGCUUAGACAAGCUUGUUUUAAGGCCAACUAUAAGAAGAGGAAGCUCAUGGUCAUGAGUUCGAUGGAACCGUAG